This is a messenger RNA of Eimeria necatrix, 1740 nucleotides long. RefSeq lists its product as hypothetical. Gene Ontology annotation, biological process: endoplasmic reticulum to Golgi vesicle-mediated transport; endocytosis; intra-Golgi vesicle-mediated transport. The record is from RefSeq and is a predicted model, not a curated record. Lineage: Eukaryota; Apicomplexa; Conoidasida; Eucoccidiorida; Eimeriidae. The coding region runs from base 1 to 1740 and encodes 579 amino acids. The transcript has a single exon. Gene Ontology annotation, cellular component: Golgi apparatus. Gene Ontology annotation, molecular function: GTPase activator activity.
AUGUUGUUUGGGCAGCUGCUGUUUUGCUGCUUGUCUCCUUUUCUGCCGGCCCUUUAUUUGGGGGUUGGGGGCUGCAUAAUAGCAGCAGCAAGUUGCUGCUUCUUGUCUGCUGCAGUGUCUCCUGCUGCUGCUGCUGCUGCUGCUGCAGCAGCAGCAGCAGGCGGGGGCGCUGCUGGGGGCGCGGGCGGCGACGCCGCCGCCGCUGCUGCUGCUGCUGCUGCUGCAGCAGCAGCAGGAGGCGCUGCUGCUGCUGAGGGCCUCGCCUUCCAGCUUUGCUGCUGCUUAGUUGCUGCUGUCUCCUUUUGCUGCUCCUGUCUCCGCAGCAGCUUCUAUUUGCUGCUGGCCCUUUCUAAACCCUGUCUCCGGGGGGCCCCCGCAGCAGCAGUACCCUUGGGGGGCCCCCUGUUGGGUCUUUUUUGUUUAUUUAUUUAUUUCAUUUUGCGUUCUUACAAACCCCUCACAAGAACUGCUGUUGUUCUUGCUGCUGCUGCGCUGCUGCUGCUGGCAGCAGCAGCGCUUUUCCUGCGCGCCCUCCGCAAGGUGCAGCAGCAGCAGCAGCAGCAGCAGCAGCAGCAGCAGCAGCAGCAGCAGCAGGCGCAGGCAGGAAUCAAGCUGCUGAUGCUGGCCAACUCGCCAGCUGCUGCUGCAGCAACGCAGCAGCAGCAGCAGCAGCAGCUGCAACUGCAGCCGCAGCAGCAGCAGCAGCAGCAGCAGCAGCAGCAGCAAGAACCCGACUGGGCCCAGGAAGGCCGCGACGGCCCUCCAGAUGAGACCGCAGCGCUGCUUCACAGCCUUCACUGCCCCCCCAGCAGCAGCAGCAGCAGCAGCAGCAGCAGCAGCAGCAGCAGCAGCAGCAAGGAGUGUUUGGGCCGUUUUGGGGUAUAUUUGUCUGUCUUUGGAGAGUGCCGCAGCUCUUUAAUUUGCUGCUUUCUUUUGUCUCUUUCCACGUACAUUGUUUAUCCCAUUCAAGUGCAGCGAAUGCGGCCCUGCAGCAGCAGCAGCAGCAGCAGCAGCAGCAGCAGCAGCAGCAGCAGCAGCAGCGGCGGCUGGGGCGGGGGCGUCGACCCUGCGGUGUUUCAGCUGCUGCUGAUUGCUGCGUACCACCUGGGGAUUGUGUCUGGCCGCUGCUGCUCCCGCUGCUGCUGCUGCUGCUGCUGCUGCUCCAUCAGCAGCAAACUGAGUCCCGCGCUGCUGCUGCUGCGGCUGUCUUUGCCGCUGCUGCUGUGCUGGCUGGAGGCGCUGCCGGGGCGGCUGCUGCCGUGGCUGCGAGCAGCAGCAGCAGCAGCAGCAGCAGCAGCAGCAGGCGUGGGCGGGUCUUCCGCGGGCGCUGCUGCUGCUGCUGCUGCUGCGCAGCAGCAGCAGCAGCAGCAGCAGCAGCAGCUGCUGCUGCUGCCGUGGCAGCAGCAAGCCGAGAAGGCCCUGCUGCUGCUGCUGGACCUCUCCCGCUGCGCUGCUCUCUUCCUUUUUGCUGCUGCUCACGGGAGACUGUCUCUGUGGGGUCUCAGCAGCACUUUUGAGGGCCCCCGCAGCUACAAAGGCAGUGUUGCUGCUGCUGCUCUUUUGGGCCUUUGCGAAGCAGCAGGAGUUGCUGCUGGCACUGCUGUGUCUCUUUCCCUCUCUCCCCUCAGCCCCCCUGCUGCUGCUGCUGCUGCUGCUGCUGCUGCUGCUGCUGCUCAUGACCCCGCAGCAGCAGCAGCAGCAGCAACGCCCACUGCAGCGGCGCUGCAGCGCCUCGCUUAA